GUGGAAAGGCUGCCUAUAACGCUGGUGUUCAGCUUAUCAUUGAUAAGAAUAAUAUUGAAGAGGCCACAGUUGGUGCAAAUUACUUUAUGACAUAUCAUAGUGUAUUGAAACAACCAGAUGAUUAUAUUAAUGCAUUGAAAGCAGCUAGAUAUUAUGCUAAUAAGGUAACCCAAUCAUGGUAUACAACAACAACAUCAGGUCAAAUCGAUAUGACUGGACCAAUACAGAAUAAUACUGUUUUCCCUUACAG
Trichobilharzia szidati is the source of this 250-nucleotide messenger RNA. The record is from the annotation of a GenBank genome assembly. Lineage: Eukaryota; Metazoa; Platyhelminthes; Trematoda; Strigeidida; Schistosomatidae.